Molecule: messenger RNA, 5977 nt
Organism: Carassius gibelio (silver crucian carp)
Lineage: Eukaryota; Metazoa; Chordata; Actinopteri; Cypriniformes; Cyprinidae
Product: TLR adapter interacting with SLC15A4 on the lysosome
Exons: 3
Coding region: 122-1036 (304 amino acids)
Biological process (GO): regulation of toll-like receptor signaling pathway
Source: RefSeq, a predicted model, not a curated record
AGACCAGAGAUGCCAGAUCAGAGAAAACAUCUCAGCCAUCGACAGAUAGAUAGAUAGAUAGAUAGAUAGAUAGAUAGAUAGAUAGAUAGAUAGAUAGAUAGAUAGAUAGAUAGAUAGAUAGAUGAAAGAAUUAUCCAAAGUCAAUAUACAUUUGACAUUUCUGGGUAUCACUCUUGAAAUUUCAGUUUCUGCAGCCAUAGGCCUACAAAAAGAAUCCAAUUCUAGAACGUUUGGGGCUACCAUGCUUGGAGAAGCUUUCCUUCAUGUUCUGAACUGCAAAGAAGACACCACAGAUCAUAAUGGACACGCUCGCACACAUUCGCCCACCCUCAUGACCCUUCCUGACCCCUGCACUACAAACGCCACUUCCAGAUCACCUCUGACACCACAAACUGUGAGAGUUGGUAGGCGUGAAGGCCUGGAAAAGCCAGGGCAUUGCCGAGUCUCUGUACCCAGCAAUGCUAUGCCCAUUCUCAGCUGUAGUGGGGAGGAUCACAUGGGCAUGUCUCUGCAUUGCUCCUUGUGCUGUCCCAGCUUCUGCAAGGACUAUCCGGACCUCCGGCUUGCAGGUGAUCGGCUGGGGCUCUGCAGUCCUCAUAACCCAGACAUGCUUAACCCACCGUAUGACGGGCCACUGCUGCAAUCUCAGGACUUGAGCUCUCUGGAACCAGGUCAACAGGCAGAGGCUGCGACCCAGCAGGAUGAGGAGUAUCUUGUCAUAGAGAGCAUUCAGGGGCUUGGCUGGGAGAGAAGGCUCACUAACUCCAUGUUGAAUGGCUAUCUGGAAGUCCAAAUGCUGGAGGUGUUUUGUCAGCACAUGCAAAACAUGGCAUGCUACGGAUCAUCAUUGCUGGGCACUGACGUCAUGCCGGCACUGGUGCCCACCAGCCUGACUGUAGCCAAAGAACAGACAGCCAGUCAUGAAGAAGAGCUGGAUUCUUCAUCCAAAAAUGUUGUGCAAUAUUUAAGCACUUGUUCAGCUCCAGCAACCUCGCAUUUCAGCUCACCUGUGCUGCGUAUCUCAGAAGCUGAGUAACCAAUCUCAUGAACACACACAACAUUUGUUUUCUGUUGGGCAGGAGACAGGAGUCUUUUGACCAACACACAAAUAUUUAAAGUGAACUGUUCUUAGAAUGUUUUGUAUGAAAUACUGAAAGCAUUUUGUAUGAAUUUGUUUAAAAAAAAACAUUUGUAAAAAAAAAGAGAGAUAAUUUCAGUAAAUAAUUCCAAUGAAGUAUAUAAAAGGCAAGGCAAGGCAAAAGUAUAGCUAUAUGAUUUACAUACAUAUAUGUGUUAGCAUGAGACAUAUCACCUUUAUUUUUAUUUUAUACUUGAUAACUGUCCAUCAAUAAGGUCAAUCAGGGUCAAUAGGAUUUUUAUUGUUUUUAAAUUUAGUCUCUUAUGCUCACCAUGAAGGCUGCAUUUAUGUGAUCAAACAUAAAAUAAAACUGUAAUAUUGUUAAAUAUAACUACAAUUUAAAAUAACUGUUUUUCAUUUUAUAAUAAAUUGUAGACAAUAUAAAAUUAUAUAUAUACACAUAAUUUUAUUUCAGUGAUGUCAUUUCGGUAGUCUUCAGCAUCACAUUAUCAUUCAAAAAUCAUUCUAAUAUGCAGAUUUCCUGCUUAAGAAAUAUUUAUUAUCUAUUUUGAAAAGAGUUGCGAUGCUUUUUGUGGAUUUUUCAGGUUAUCUGAUGAAUAGAAAGUUCAAAAGAACAGAAUUUAUUCGAAAUAGAAAUCUUUUGUAACAUCUUCAAUCACUUUAGCCUACUGUCAGUUUUUAUAAUUCUUGCUUUAAUUUAUUUUAUUUUAUUUCUUUCUUUCAAAAAACAAAACAGUAAACCAGAGGAAUUAUGUUAGUAUAACCAAAAAUUCAUACAGCCACCAAUAAAAACUGGCACAUCUCACAGAUCAAAUAAUUAGUUUUUACUGAAUUCACAUAAGUGUUAAAAAAAUUAAACGAUGGACAAUUCUGCCACAAAUAAUGCUCCAGAUUUUGUUGACAGAGCUUAAUUAAUAAUUGUCUAAAUUCAUCCUUCCCAAACCUCAAAUAAUAUCAAAUUGUGCUGACAAACCAAUUGCAAACAACUCAGAAACCCACAAACAUAUCUAAAUAUCUUACUCACCCAUCAAUAGUAGCUUAAGGUACUCUGGAAGAAGAGGAACCAAAGUCACGCUGUCAUGUUUAUACUGUGUAAAGACCUUUAUAAAUGUUACCACUUCCUCCUAAACAGCCAAUCAAAUGUCUAUAUCCAUCAAUCCUGCUGCUGACUGCUACUUUCUUUUUACUAAAGUAGUGUUUGAAAUGAAAUUUAAACUAUAUUAGCUUAUGUCCUCAGUUCUAUAUAAAUGAUACCAUAAUUCAGAUAUGUGCAUCUUUUUCUUUUUCAUUAGACGUUUGUGGUAAUGUUUCAAUAAUGUGUAACUUUUAAUUGUUUUGAAUAAUACACCAAACAGCUGAACAAACGCUGAUAUUAUGCUCGCGCCCUCUACUGGGAGCUUCCGGAACGGCGACCAAUGUCACGACGAAACAUUGUGCCUUCAAAAAGUUGAUUUAUUGUCUAUUUGUUGAUUUAUUAUAGUUGGUGUUGUCAGUUAUAAACAUCAAAAUUAAAACAAAUAAACAUUUGAAAUAUAUCAGUAAGUGUUCAAUUCAAUUCAAGUUUAUUUGUAUAGCACUUUUUACAAUACAAGUCAUUACAAAGCAACUUUACAGAAAAUUAAGUUUCUACAAUAUUUAGUGGUAGCUUAUAAGUGGUGACUGUCAGUUUGUGCACGUUUGACGGGAUUUUUCUGAAAAAAAUAAUACAAGACAUAGUCAGCAAGAUGAUGAACAUUAUUAACAGCAAUUAUUAUGAUGCAGUCACACUUGUAGCAAUAUUUGUUAGUUAUGUUUGUUGAUUCAGGAUUAGCAUCAUCUGGGGUCCUCUGAGGGGUCAGCAUCAUCUCUUCUCAGGUGUUCUGGACCCAGACUGGAGCAUGUGUAAAUCCUAGUUACCAAAACAUAGAAACAAAUAGAGACAUCAUUAGCUGCUGUUCCAACAAAGUAAAAUUAAUUAGUUUAACCUAAGCUAAAGAAUAAGAAUGCGCAUUUGAUCAGAUGCAACUGCAGUCACAAUUUAAGAGAUACAUUAUUCGAAUGCUUGGCGAAAGAUAUGUGUUUUUAAUCUAGAUUUAAACAGAGAGAGUGUGUCUGAACCCUGAACAUUAUCAGGAAGGCUAUUCCAGACUUUGGGAGCCAAAUGUGAAAAAGCUCUACCUCCUUUAGUAGACUUUGCUAUCCUAGGAACUACCAAAAGUCCAGCGUUUUGUGACCUUAGGGUGCGUGAUGGGUUGUAGCGUGGUAGAAGGCUAGUUAGGUACGCAGGAGCUAAACCAUUUAAGUAAGUAAUAAUAAUUUGUAACAGAUUCGGAACUUAAUAGGUAGACAGUGCAGAGACUGUAAAAUUGGGGUAAUAUGAUCAUAUUUUCUUGACAUGGUAAGGACUCUAGCUCCUGCAUUUUGGACUAUCUGUAGCUUGUUUACUGAAGAAGCAGGACAACCACCUAGAAGUGCAUUACAAUAGUCCAGUCUACAGGUCAUGAAUGCAUGAACUAGCUUUUCUGCAUCAGAAACAGAUAACAUGUUUCGUAGCUUGGCUAUGUUUCUAAGAUGGAAGAAUGCAGUUUUUGUAACAUGGGAAAUAUGAUUUUCAAAAGACAAGUUGCUGUCUAAAAUAACACCCAGAUUUUUGACUGUAGAGAAAGUAACAGUACAUCCGUCUACUUGAAAAAUGUAAUCUACAAGAUUCUGUGUAGUGUUUUUUGGUCAAAUAAUUAAUAUCUCUGUCUUAUCCGAAUUUAAUAAGAGAAAAGUAUUUUUCAUCGAAUCUUUUACAUUUUUAACACACUCUGUAAGCUUAGAUAAUUUAGAAGUUUCAUCUGUGUGUAAUGUGUGUAAUGAAUGAAUAUAAUAUAUAUACUUUUCACUUUUUGAAUGGAAUUAGAAAUAAAAUAAAUCAACUUUUUGAUGAUAUUCUAAUUAUAUGACCAGCGCCUGUAGUCCAUGACAGGGGUGUCAAAAUAAAUUUAUGGAAGUCCACAGGACUGCAGAGUUUAGCUCCAAUCCCAAUUAAACACACCCGAUACAGCUAAUCAUGCACUCCAAGAACUGCGGCCCUCCAAGAACCCCUGGUCCAUGACAUUGUCCUUCAACGCUGUGUGAGAACUAAAUUUGUAUAUUACAUAGAUGUUGCAGCUAAAAUAAGUGCAUUGCCUCCAAUAUACUAUAUUAAGCUUUCCAUUUUAAUGUAGUAAUGGAUAGUAGAAAUAAAACCUUUACUGCCAUGAACGUGCAGACAUAGCCUACUGAUUUGACGUCACUCUGGCAUCACAUUUAGGGAGAUACCAACAUCAUUUAAUGAAAAAUAAUGUCUGUUUGUUUGCGUGCAGAGUACAUGUGUUUGAGUGCAUGCUGAUAUCCUGGCACAAACUCACAGCAUCACUAACAGGAUUAACUGUUAACUGUGAUCUUUAAAUGUGUGUGUGUGUGUGCGUGAGUGAGUUAAUCUGUUCUGUGCCAACAUGGCUACUUCACACUCUGUGGGCAUCUAAACGGGCUCGUUAGCCUGGCACCAUGUGGCAAACCAUAAUACCAGAUGGAGCGCUUUCUCUCUUUCUCUCUCUCCACUAGUCCUGGAAACUGCCCAGGCUAGAAUAACAUGUAAUCUAGUUCCUUUACAUAUUUUGAUGUGCUGUGGCAUGAAAUGGGAAUGUAAAUGCAUGGGUUAAUGAUGUGAUGGCCAUUUCUGUUGAGUUUCAAAAUAAAUAAAUAAAUGAAAUGAAUGUAAAAUAAAAGCAAUUUAUAGACAAAUAACUCUAUCUAUCUAUCUAUCUAUCUAUCUAUCUAUCUAUCUAUCUAUCUAUCUAUCUAUCUAUCUAUCUAUCUAUCUAUCUAUUUAUCUAUCAUAACCAUAAAAAUAUUUUCUUAAAACAAUCCUUAAUUUAAUUCAUAUUUGUAUAGUGCUUUCCACAAUCUAGUUUCAAAGCAGUUUUUAAAAGUUUAACCCUUUCAGCGCCACUCCCUUUUUUGAAUAUAGACGUGAAAGUGCACUAUUAAAACUUAAAUUUAUAUAAUUCAUGGAUGCUUUGGAAUACAGUCCUAAGGUUGGACUCUUUUUUAAAAAAAAAAAACAAUCUGCAGAUUAUUGCAGUCAGAAUAAUCAAAAAAUAUUAAAGUAUCAAAAAGGUAAAAAAGUUAAAAUGUACUGUAAAGAAAUGCACUGUACCAUUUUUAUAUUAUUUAUAUUAAAACAUAUUUUUCUAAAUAUUUUUGAAUGCAAAAUUACUAUAAAAUGAAAACCUUAUGUCUUAAUAAAUUAUGUUCCAAAUUUGAAGUUGAUAUUUAAAAAAUUAAGCUUCCUGAGAGAUUUUAUGUAGGGCGUUAUACCACAAACAGCCACCAGGUGCCAUCAAAACUCCACUGAGUUUUUAAAAUGCAUUUUUCUGUCACAAAUAUCUAAAUAAUUCUGUCAAUAUUACUUCUAUCACAAAAUAUGGAAUCUUGAGACUCAAAACUAUCUGACCAUAUGUAUUUUGUCAAGAUUAUAAAAAGUUUUGAUUCUAAAAGACCAUAACACAUUUUGUAACAUGAUACCUGACUCCACCCACUAAGGUGAAGGAGACUGCCAAAAGACAUUAAAGUACCAUUUCUACUGUAUCGCAAUGUCCGAUUUCAAAAUGGUUUUCACAGGACGAAUUUGAAGGGUUUUAAGUAUGUGACCGAGAAAAAAAUAAUAAUAAUAAUAGAGAGCCAACUGGUGGGCCGAUAGCACUUAAGAGGUUAAUUUAUUUAAUGCAUGUUAAAGUCACGUGCAGUCAAGUACAUUCAGUGCAAGAAAUAUAUACUACUUUUCAUUUGUUUGCAUCCCUUGAUUAGUCAUUUAAUUAAUAUUUUAGAGAAAAGUAUAUAAAACCAUUAUGAACACAAAGAUUGUACCAU